Messenger RNA from Prunus dulcis (almond), 1656 nucleotides. Its product is annotated as traB domain-containing protein. The coding region runs from base 114 to 1328 and encodes 404 amino acids. NCBI's taxonomy places the organism in Eukaryota, Viridiplantae, Streptophyta, Magnoliopsida, Rosales, Rosaceae. The transcript has 9 exons. The record is from RefSeq and is a predicted model, not a curated record.
ACGUGUCGCAAUCAGACUAUAUAUAGCAGACUAUAUAUAAAUACCCGUUUCAUAUUAACCAGUGAGGUACGGUCAGUCCCCAGUUUGAUGAGACAGCAUUGGCACAAAGUUUUAUGAAUCGGUCGACUCGCCUGGUCACCCGACUCUACUCGCCCGAGUCACCCCGCUUCUUCCUCUCCCUGCGUCGUUCUCCGAACACCCUCUCUCAAUUCUCGACCCUACGGAAAGCCAGAUUUACAGCCUCUGCCACCGCCAACGGUCCACGUCAGCCCCACCCGAAACGGCCCGCUAUGGACCCGCAAUCCCUCGUGCCCGACCCGCCGGCCGCCGAGAAUUUCGUCCACGUCGAGAACCCUACGAUUGAAGACCUGUCGGAUAGCAUCGUCGGUGUCGAUGUGCCGAGGGACGAGUACGACGACGACGUCGUUUCGACGAGCGCUGCGGCCGAGAGUUCAGACCAGAGGAAGGUCCUUCCGGAGGAGCUGUCGAGGAGCGUGGUGGUGCUCACGUGCGAGUCUACGGCUGAGGGUGGCGUUUGCGACGUGCACUUGGUUGGAACGGCUCACGUUUCGGUGGAGUCAUGCAGAGAAGUUGAAGCAGUGAUUAGCUAUUUGAAACCAGAGGUUGUCUUCUUGGAGUUAUGCUCCAGUCGGGUGGCUGCACUUACUCCUCAGAAUUUGAAGGUACCGACAAUGGGCGAAAUGAUAGAAAUGUGGAAGAAAAAACAUAAUGCCUUUGGAAUUGUUUACAGCUGGUUCCUUGCCAAGGUUUCAAGUAAGCUUGAGGUUUUUCCUGGUGCUGAGUUUCGUGUAGCAUAUGAAGAAGCAAUGAAGUAUGGUGGUAGGGUUAUACUUGGUGACCGCCCAGUGCAGAUUACAUUGCGAAGGACGUGGGCAAAAAUGCCACUUUGGCAUAAGAUAAAACUACUAUAUUCAUUCCUUUUUCAAGCAGUCUUUCUACCAAGUCCUGAUGAUCUGAAUAAAAUGCUAAAGGAAAUGGAUGAUGUUGACAUGCUGACUCUUGUGAUUCAAGAGAUGAGCAAGGAGUACCCAACUCUAAUGGAAACACUCGUACAUGAGCGAGACCAGUACAUGUCAUCUACACUCCUUAGAAUUGCCACCGAGCAUAGUUCAGUAGUUGCAGUGGUGGGAAAGGGGCACCUCCAAGGAAUCAAGAAGCACUGGAAGCAGCCUGUUGUGGUCAAGGAUCUUAUGGAAAUUCCUUCACAGCAGUCGCUAUUUUCCACCGCAAAAGUCCUUAAAUCUUUCGGUGUAGCAGUUGCAGGGGUGGCCAUAAUAUCGGGCAUCUAUCUUGCAUCCAAGAAGUAAAGCUCAGAAAUGAAUGAAUGUUUAGGAUCUAAAUGAGACAUUGGAGGGCCCCCAAUGUACAAUAUGUGACUCUUUAUUGUUCAGCAAGAACCGAGCACAUCCGGAUUACCCAGGGAAAACGUACUAGACGUUGGAGCUUUUGCCCUCCCUCUUUCGGAAUAUAAGAAUCCAUUUUACUGCCAAACAAUUAAGAAAGUAUGCGUUGAUUUGCCAUCCCAGAAUUUGAGAAUACAUGUAUUAAUCAGAAUAACAUUGCCUUGUCUUUUUCUUUUUCUUUUGUAUACUCGGUUUGUGUUGAUUUACCUCUACUUUUUAAGUCGUUUAUGCC